AUGAAUUGGGCAGGCCUCUACACAGUGGUGAGCGGCGUGAACCGCCAUUCCACUGCCAUCGGGCGCAUCUGGCUUUCUGUCAUCUUCAUCUUCAGGAUCAUGGUGCUGGUGGUAGCAGCUGAGAGUGUCUGGGGGGAUGAGAAAUCUGCCUUCACUUGCAACACACAGCAGCCAGGCUGCAACAGCGUCUGCUACGACCACUUCUUCCCCAUCUCCCACGUGCGCCUGUGGGCCCUGCAGCUGAUCCUGGUCACCACACCCGCCCUGCUAGUGGCCAUGCACGUGGCCUACCAGCAGCACCAGGAGAAGAAGCUGCUGGUGCUGACGGGGCACGGCGACACCAAGCACCUGGAGGAGGUGAAGAAGCACAAGAUGCGCAUCUCGGGCUCCCUGUGGUGGACGUACAUCUGCAGCGUGAUAUUCCGACUCCUCUUCGAGGCCGUCUUCAUGUACAUCUUCUACAUGAUCUACCCUGGCUACCAGAUGAUCCGGCUGGUCAAGUGCGAGGCCUACCCAUGCCCCAACACCGUCGACUGCUUCAUCUCCCGGCCCACCGAGAAGACCAUCUUCACUGUCUUCAUGCUGGCCACCUCGGGCAUCUGCAUCAUCCUCAACAUGGCUGAGCUGGUGUACCUGGUGGUGCGGGCCUGUGCCCGCCGGGCCCAGCGGGACUCCAACCCCACAUCGGGGAAGAGCUCCUUGUACGGCCACAAGCUCUCCACCGAGUACAAGCAGAACGAGAUCAACCAGCUGCUGACGGAGCAGGACGGCUCCCUCAAGGACAUGCUGCGCCGCAACCCGGGGCUGCAGGAGAAGAGCGAUCGCUGCUCCGCCUGCUAG
This is a messenger RNA of Emys orbicularis (European pond turtle), 840 nucleotides long. It is a transcript of the gene GJB1, whose product is annotated as gap junction protein beta 1. The coding region runs from base 1 to 840 and encodes 279 amino acids. The record is from RefSeq and is a predicted model, not a curated record. Gene Ontology annotation, cellular component: connexin complex. Lineage: Eukaryota; Metazoa; Chordata; Testudines; Emydidae. The transcript has a single exon. Gene Ontology annotation, biological process: cell-cell signaling. Gene Ontology annotation, molecular function: gap junction channel activity.